Auanema sp. JU1783 is the source of this 2085-nucleotide messenger RNA. The record is from the annotation of a GenBank genome assembly. Lineage: Eukaryota; Metazoa; Nematoda; Chromadorea; Rhabditida; Rhabditidae.
AUGAUACUUAGAAUAUUAUUCUUUUCUAUUUUACUGUCAAGGCAAGCAUUAGCCCAUUCUUGCCUUCAGCCAUUCGUUCCUGAGAAUGGCCAUGUGAUAUUCAAUGAGCCUGGGCCAUAUACACCUAAAACUGUAGCAAAAUAUAGUUGUGCUCUUGGUUUUGAACGUGUUGGGCCAGAAGAACGAGUCUGUAAAUCCGAUGGAACUUGGAGUAAUGAAGCUCCAAUAUGCGCGGUUGAUGUUGCUGCAAAUAAGCCUACGACACAGUCAACUGGAACUACCUCUGAUGUUGUUUUCAAAGGACUAUGUACAAAUACAGAAAAUGAAAAAAGUUCUUGGUGGGAUGUUGAUCUGUUGGGAUCAUAUUCAGUUCACGCGAUUUCCAUUCGAUUAGGUAAACAAUCAUCUGUCGUUUCCACAAUAGAACUGACUUUGAACAACGGAGACAUUAAGCUUUGUGAUAUAUCAACGAUCGACCUAUCUGCGGGAAACUCAUCAGCAACAAUAAUUUCUUGUAAACAAAAAAAUGUCAGCAGGAUACGUGUAACUACAAGACAACAACUUCACUUAUGUGAUUUUCAUGUCUACGCAACUGAUGCAGUGUCAUCAUGGCAAUGUGCUCAAGGUUCUAUGGAUGUUGUUGGCAUUUUCGACUCAAUGUGCUUUGCUGCCUCAAGAGAUGAACAGACAGAUUGGCUGGGGGCGCAAAGGAGUUGUCUUGAUAGAGGAGCCUCGUUACCGUUAAGAAUAUCUGAAUCGGCCAAACGAGGCUUAUACUCCGCACUGUCUGCAACUCCUAACCAAAAAGCUUUUUACUGGAUCGGUGUCACUUCUUCAACUACACAGUGGAGAUGGGCUGAUGGUGCAGAAGUUUUAUUAGGAUCAGAUUGGCCAGGAAAAACAGCCCCCUUCCCUGGACAAUCAGAAGCCAUUCUAUUAGCAAGAGCUCUGGGAUGGAAGUGGGUUGCAGCUGCCCAAACAGCUUAUAAUGCUUUUUUAUGUCAAAGCAAACCAAAGUUCUGUACAUCUCCGGGCGUAGGUGAGGCUUCACGUGUAGUUUUCUCAAGCCAUAGUUACGCAAUCGGAACAUACUGCUAUUAUUCUUGUGACGAAGGAUAUGAGUUACGAGGAAAGAAUCAAAGAGAGUGUCUAGAGAGUGGUAGAUGGAGUGGCGAAAUACCUCACUGCUAUCGAAAAGAAUGUGGAGAUUUGGAUGACUGGGAGAAGGGCGAAAUAAUUCUCUUGAACGGCUCAACUACAUAUGAAAGUGAAAUUGAAUAUCGGUGCUCAACGGGGUAUGUUCUUCAUGGAGCAACACGACGUCAGUGUCAAAGUGAUGGGUCAUGGAGUGGAGUGGAGCCAGAAUGCUGGGAAGUUGACUGCGGGAAGCCGUCUUCUAUUCCGAAUGGCAAUGCUCAUUAUAUAAAAACAACAUACCAAUCACAAGUAAACUUCACCUGUAUGGAAGGAUUCCGUCUCAUUGGUCAUGACAUCUUGCAUUGCUCUGAAAAAGCAGCUUGGGAGCCAAAUUUUCCUGUUUGUUACGAUCUUAUAACUCUUCGUCAAAUGAAAGGGGAUGGCUCUGAUAGUAAUUUGGUUCUAGCAUUCGUAGCUGUUCUUCUAGUUGCAUUUUUGGUUGUGGCAGUUUUCCGUUUUUCACGGCCAACUGUAGUGCAACCGAGUUUAGAUAAAAUGAACCCUGUUAUAUAUGCUACUCCAACAGCCGUGCCUAACCCUGUCCGAGGAGAUUCAGUGAUCUACUAUGCUUCAUGUGCUGCCAUGACUCAAAUGGAAAUUCCUCCACAUAUGCUAUCUCUACAACAUUUACCUAAUGGAAAUAUACAUGUAACUAUGCCUAUUGUUGCCGGUCGCCCUAUUACAAGGCCUCAAAUUCCAAACUUUAACGCUCAAUCACCAACUCCUUCUCAGUUACUUUAUUCAUUUGACCAUGAGCCUAUUUAUGAUUUUCCUCCUGAAUUGGGAAACGAAACGUUACGUCGAAUAGAAAAUGUGUAUGAACGGCUGCCUGAAGUACCUCUGCCACCACCUCCCCCACCACCCAAAAAUCCACCACCAUCUGAUUAA